UUUAAUGCAAAAGCAGUUAGUCUGGUGUUUUUCAGAAGCCCACACACGCCACUAGCAGGGAGAAGUGCAGGGCAGCUACAGCACAGCACUUGGGCCAGUUACUCAUUUUGUCUCAGUUAGGCUCUGCCACCCCAAGACCUUGCCAAGAUGUGUGACAUGGGUGGGCUUGACAAUCUGAUUGCCAACACAGCCUAUCUGCAGGCAAGGAAGAGUGGAGAUGGAGACACCAAGGAGAUGCAAAAGAGACGUAAGAGCCUCUCACUGCCCAAGAUUGAUCAAUGCACAGAGGUUAGACAGUCCAUUGUUGCUGAUUAUGACAGCAUCUGUGAGCAGCAGCCCAUUGGCAAGAAAUUCUUCAGAGACUUCUUAGAGACAGUGCCAGAAUAUUUGGUAGCUAGAGACUUCCUGGAUGAAGUGUCAAACUGGGAGUUGGCAGAGGACAAUGUCAAGAGCAGUACCAUGGAGAAUAUGAUCACCAAUUUUCUUAAGGCAGGCUCCAAAAACUGUCUAGCUUUCAUGAGCUCUGACUUGGCCAGCAAAUGCCAGGCAGCUACUGCAAAAGACUAUGAGAAUGUCAUGCUGCUGGCCAAGGAGGAAACGAAACUCUUCCUUAAAGACAAGCCCUUCCAGGACUUCCAGACCAGCCCCUUCUAUGACAAAUUCCUCCAAUGGAAAGUUUUUGAGAAGCAGCCGGUAACUGAGAAAUACUUCUAUGAGUUCCGAGUGCUGGGCAAAGGUGGCUUUGGAGAGGUUUGUGCCAUCCAGGUGAAAAAUACUGGCAAGAUGUAUGCCUGCAAGAAACUGGAUAAGAAAAGGUUGAAAAAGAAAGGUGGAGAGAAGAUGGCACUACUGGAGAAAGAGAUCCUGGAGAAGGUCAAUAGCCCUUUCAUAGUCACACUAGCUUAUGCCUAUGAGAGCAGAAGCCAUCUGUGUCUUGUCAUGAGCCUCAUGAAUGGAGGGGAUCUGAAGUAUCACAUCUACAAUGUGGGAGAAAGGGGUUUAGCAAUGAACAGGGUCAUCUAUUACUCAGCUCAGAUCACCUGUGGGAUUCUGCAUCUCCAUUCCAUCAAGAUUGUGUACCGGGACAUGAAACCAGAAAAUGUCCUCCUGGAUGAUAACGGCAAUUGCAGACUGUCUGAUCUUGGAUUGGCAGUGCAAGUCAAAGAGGGAAAAAGCAUCACGCAGAGGGCUGGGACAAAUGGUUAUAUGGCUCCAGAAAUCCUGAAGGAGGAAGAUUACAGCUAUCCUGUGGACUGGUUUGCUAUGGGGUGUAGUAUUUAUGAGAUGGUUGCUGGGCGAACACCAUUCAAGGAUUUCAAAGAAAAGGUCGGUAAGGAUGAGGUUAAAAGAAGAACUCUGGAAGAUGAGGUGAAAUUUGAACAUGCCAGCUUUACAGAGGAAGCGAAAGAUAUUUGCCGACUGUUUUUGGCUAAGAAAACAGAGAAUCGUUUAGGAAGCAGAAAUGAAGAUGAUGACCCAAGAAAACAUGGUUUCUUCAAAACAAUAAAUUUCCACAGGCUAGAGGCAAACCUUAUUGACCCUCCAUUUGUGCCAGAUCCAUCAGUUGUCUAUGCCAAAGAUGUUGCAGACAUUGCUGACUUCUCUGAAAUACGAGGAAUUGAGUUUGAUGACAAAGAUAAGAAGUUUUUCAAAAAGUUUGCAACAGGUGCUGUCCCUAUAGCCUGGCAGGAAGAAAUUAUUGAAACGGGACUGUUUGAAGAACUGAAUGAUCCUAACAGAGUAGAUUCCGGCGGUUACGCAAACGGAGGUGAAGCUAAGUCAGGAGUUUGUUUGUUGUUGUAAAUAUCACAUCGUUAACAAAAAGAGUAGAAACCACCUCAGAACUUUCCAUAUUCUGACACUGUUUCAGAAACGCAGUCCAUCUGUUAAAGAAGAACCAAUCAGUGUAUUAGGACAUUGACAGGCUAUGUAGGACCACCAGCUGUAUAGACUGUAUUAUUUCCUUUGCUCUAACAAAGGAGAUAAUAUUUUUGUUUUAUUGGAGAUUUAUCAAGAUGAAGAACCAUAUUUCUCUAAGAAGAUUAGAAUGAUAGAAAUUCUGAAAUACAAAAAGCAAUAAUGGAGUGAAGAGGCAACGCCUGUUGGAAAUGACUGACUAGCAUUUUGAAUACAAUGAUUUGUUGGUUUUCUUUCUAUUUUCUUGUUAUUUCUACUAACACUUCCUCAGUCUACAGUUUUCAGGAAAGAUUUUUUUAAUUUUCAAGUAAUAUUCUCAGUUAGACAAUGGAGCUCAUAUACGAUGUCAAACGUGGAAUGUUAUUGGUUAGCCAGUCUGUCUGUUGUUUUCUUAAUUUCUAUUAGUUUUUGGGCGGUUUGAUUG
Molecule: messenger RNA, 2341 nt
Organism: Haliaeetus leucocephalus (bald eagle)
Lineage: Eukaryota; Metazoa; Chordata; Aves; Accipitriformes; Accipitridae
Gene: GRK7
Product: G protein-coupled receptor kinase 7
Exons: 4
Coding region: 148-1803 (551 amino acids)
Biological process (GO): protein phosphorylation; regulation of signal transduction; signal transduction
Cellular component (GO): cytoplasm
Molecular function (GO): rhodopsin kinase activity; ATP binding
Source: RefSeq, a predicted model, not a curated record